This is a messenger RNA of Sphaeramia orbicularis (orbiculate cardinalfish), 2802 nucleotides long. RefSeq names its product LHFPL tetraspan subfamily member 3 protein-like. The record is from RefSeq and is a predicted model, not a curated record. The transcript has 5 exons. NCBI's taxonomy places the organism in Eukaryota, Metazoa, Chordata, Actinopteri, Kurtiformes, Apogonidae. Gene Ontology annotation, biological process: sensory perception of sound. The coding region runs from base 692 to 1372 and encodes 226 amino acids. Gene Ontology annotation, cellular component: plasma membrane.
AACUGCCCUCAUGUUUGAUUAAUCUGCUGGAUGUUGACGCAGCGUUAGCCGGAAGGUGUGUGUCAGUGUUUGCACAUCACAGGCUGCCUCUGCGUCUACAGUCUGAGCCCCUCCCUCCAACUCUCAGCAUCACUGGCAGCAAACCGGCGAUGCUGUCAUAAAACCGGAGAAUAAAUUCCCGUUUAACGAUCCCGGAGAGGCUGUCAUAUUUCCUAAAUUGCUAUCACGGUGAGCUGCGUUCAUCUGUAACUACUGGGCUGUUACGCGGUAGUGGUUGCGACCUGCUUUGGAGAUUUGAUAACACCUGAUUGUUAUUGGCUGUCGGGGCUGGUUCUCCAAGGGCAUCAGUGAGCGACACGGUGCGGCAGCGAUGAGCACGUCUGACGGCUAAACGGAGCAAGUGGGAGGCAGCCUGUUUCUCCUAUAGCCGUUGAGUUUUGCAGAGUUAUCGGUCAUAUCUGGGUCCAGGUAAUCUGCUUUGGAGCCCCUUAGUUCACUGUCUGAAUGUGGGGUGUAGCGUGAUGAGUUGAUCGUUCUUAUCACUUGUAUAAACAUAGAUUGUGCGCUUGUUCUCGCUCUUCUGGGGAUGAUCGUGUAAGAAAAAAACAAAAACUGCUCACCGUAAAUGUUCAGUCUUCGCUUUAUACUCGGGCGAAUCGCAACAUUCAUUUAGUUUUCGGGAUUACAUACAAUGAUACCAGGAACUGCCGCAUCAAUGCUACCAUCUGCAGAAGCUGCGAAAUUAUACCAGACCAAUUACGUCCGCAACUCUCGUGUCAUUGGACUUCUGUGGGCCAUCUUCACUAUCCUGUUCGGUAUUGUUAAUGUGACCAUUUUCUCACAACCCUAUUGGAUCGGCGAUGGCGUGGAUACGCCACAGGCCGGCUACUUCGGCCUUUUCCACUAUUGCAUCGGAGACGGACUCUCCAGAGAGCUGGCCUGCCAGGGUAGCUUCACUGAGUUCUCCGCUAUCCCCUCUGGUGCGUUCAAGGCCGCCUCCUUCUUCAUUGGAAUGUCCAUGAUGCUGGUCGUCACCUGCAUCGGCUGCUUCAGUCUCUUCUUCCUCCUCAGCACUUCCACCGUGUAUAAAAUCUGUGGCUGGAUGCAAGCAGCGUCAGGUGUCUGUCUGGUGCUGGGUUGUAUGAUCUACCCUGAUGGCUGGGACAGUGAUGAAGUGAGGCGGAUGUGUGGAGAGCAGACAGAUAAAUACAGCCUGGGGGCGUGCUCGGUGCGCUGGGCCUACAUCUUGGCGAUCAUGGGCAUCCUGGACGCCCUCAUCCUCUCCUUCCUGGCCUUUGUCCUGGGAAACCGGCAGGACGGACUCAUGACGGAAGAGCUGCUGGCUGAGAGCAAGGAGGGGGGAAACGCCUAAAUAUAGCUACAGGUUCCUGAAUCUCCACAUGCCUGUUUACAUAAAUAUAGUCGGUCACCAUCAUCUUAAAAGAGCGAGGCUGUCCAGGUCUGUGGAGGAGAGGGAUACACUAGAGUCUUUCUUUGGAACCAGCCAGCCUGCCUUUUACAUCUUAGCUGCCAGAAAUCCAAUAUAACCCAACCAUGAAGUCAUCCAAUCUGCUUUUCGUCGUUACAUCGUGUCCAGGCUUCCCCCCUCAGCACUUCGACAGAGACCAAUGCACUUUUAUCCCUUUGUGUGUAAACCCUUGCACAGCAUUGCAUAGACCAUGGCAGGGGCAGAGACUGUUACCUAACUGACAAGUACGGACUACCCACUACCUACCUGAGAAGGAACAGGGUUGAUAUUAUACACCUGCAACAUGAGCACAGACAAAAAACACACACACACACUUAACACGAAUACACACGUGCAACACAUAAGCCAAUACACUAACACUCUCUGUAAUUACAAGUAUUAAAACUAUGUUAACACUUAGCUGUGUGUACCACCAUCAGAGUGUGUGUCAAGUUUUAUUUGUGAAAAGAAGAAAUUGUUCAUUUUCAGAAAAUAUCGGGUUGAUGUAAAACUAUUGUGUUUCAUUUGUAAGGUUUAAAAAUGAAAGUUAGUUUCUUAUUUUGCUCAUAUGCCCCUUUGUUCCUCUUCAUUUACUAGAAAAGAUGUUAAAGACUGUUUUAUAAGAAUAUUAUCAUCUAAAAGAGACAAAAACUUGUAUUACAAAGUAUGUACAGUGAAUAUUUAAGACGUUCUAGGAAUUUUAACUAAAUCCAUUCAAUGCCCUGCUAGCUAACUUUGCACAGCGCUUCAGUUUGAGAAGAAUUAUGAUAUUUUAUAGUCUGUGGUAUCUACACUGUGACGGGGGUAGAAGGACUCGGUGUGUUGCAGGACUUUUAGCUGCUGUGUGAAUGUGCUUCUGUGUGUAUGUAUGUAUGUAUGUGUGUGUGUGUGUGUGUGUGUAUGUGUAUAUGUGAGAUGGGAGGUCUGCAGGUGUGUGUGAGUGACUGUGAGUGCAUGUCGGUGUGUAUGCAUUAAUGCGUCAACACUUUGUUGGGAUAGUGAACCAAUAUGCCAGCCUCACACAAAUUUGUCCCGCUGUGUAGCUAGAUCUGUGUGUCUUUAGUCUUUGUUUCCUGCUCUCUUCUUUCCCCCUUUGUUUAGUUGGGACAUACAGGGUAACAUGACGGCGUUUAGGUUUUAGAAGCUGGUGUGCCUGAGGAAGGAGUGGAGUAGUAAGGCCUGUCCCAGCCUCACCUGUGGAUAUGUUCUUGUGUAAAUACAUAUUCUAUAGAUACCAAACAGUUAGAAAAUAUGGAGGAGAUUAACUUACAGGAGUUAAAGAGGUUCCUUUAAGAAUAUAUGAACACUUAAUAAAGGUUUUCACUGUAAAAUUC